Molecule: messenger RNA, 2808 nt
Organism: Conger conger (European conger)
Lineage: Eukaryota; Metazoa; Chordata; Actinopteri; Anguilliformes; Congridae
Exons: 9
Coding region: 55-2763 (902 amino acids)
Biological process (GO): binding of sperm to zona pellucida; positive regulation of acrosome reaction; egg coat formation
Cellular component (GO): extracellular matrix
Molecular function (GO): acrosin binding
Source: RefSeq, a predicted model, not a curated record
AAUGGGAUAACGAUAGAUUUUUUUUUUGUUGGGAAAAACAUUUGUUGGUUAACCAUGGGUAAAGAAAGGAUGUUUAUUGGGAUUCUAGUUCUAGGUUUGUUUGGGUGCUUGUGUGAUGCGCAAGGCCAUUCAAAUUUUCCAAGCACAAAUACAGCAGGUUUUGCGUACACCCAGCCUCCAGUGGUGGCCUACCAGACCUUCAGCAAGCCGACCUUCGGCAAGCCGCCCUACACCCAGCCGCCCUACACCCAGCCACCCUACACCCAGGCUCCUGUGGUGGCCUACCCGACCUUCGGCGAGCCUCCCUACACCCAGCCUCCUGUGGUGGCCCACCUGACCUUCGGCAGGCCGCCCUACACCCAGCCGCCCAACACCCAGGCUCCCGUGGUGGCCUACCCAACCUUCGGCGAGCUUCCCUACACCCAGCCUCCCGUGGUGGCCCACACGACCUUCGGCAAGCCGACCUACACCCAGCCUCCCGUGGUGGCCUACCCGACCUUCGGCGAGCCUCCCUACACCCAGCCUCCAGUGGUGGCCCACCCGACCUUCGGCAGGCUGCCCUACACCCAGCCUCCCAACACCCAGGCUCCCGUGGUGGCCUACCCGACCUUCGGCAGACCGCCCUACACCCAGCCUCCCAUGGUGGCCCACCCGACCUUCGGUGAGCCUCCCUACACCCAGCCGCCCAACACCCAGCCUCCCGUGGUGGCCCACACGACCUUCGGCAAGCCGACCUACACCCAGCCUCCCGUGGUGGCCUACCCGACCUUCGGCGAGCCUCCCUACACCCAGCCUCCAGUGGUGGCCCACCCGACCUUCGGCAGGCUGCCCUACACCCAGCCUCCCAACACCCAGGCUCCCGUGGUGGCCUACCCGACCUUCGGCAGACCGCCCUACACCCAGCCUCCCAUGGUGGCCCACCCGACCUUCGGUGAGCCUCCCUACACCCAGCCGCCCAACACCCAGGCUCCUGUGGUGGCCUACCCGACCUUCGGCAAGCCGCCCUACACCCAGCCGCCCAACACCCAGGCUCCCGUGGUGGCCUACCCGACCUUCGGCAGACCGCCCUACACCCAGCCUCCCGUGUUGGCCCACCCGACCUUCGGCAAGCCGUCCUACACCCAGCCGCCCAACACCCAGGCUCCCGUGGUGGCCUACCCGACCUUCGGCAGACCGCCCUACACCCAGCCGCCCAACACCCAGGCUCCCGUGGUGGCCUACCCGACCUUCGGCAAGCCGCCCUACACCCAGCCGCCCAACACCCAGGCUCCCGUGGUGGCCUACCCGACCUUCGGCAAGCCGCCCUACACCCAGCCUCCCGUGUUGGCCCACCCGACCUUCGGCAAGCCGUCCUACACCCAGCCGCCCAACACCCAGGCUCCCGUGGUGGCCUACCCGACCUUCGGCAGACCGCCCUACACCCAGCCGCCCAACACCCAGGCUCCCGUGGUGGCCUACCCGACCUUCGGCAAGCCGCCCUACACCCAGCCGCCCAACACCCAGGCUCCCGUGGUGGCCUACCCGACCUUCGGCAAGCCGCCCUACACCCAGCCUCCCGUGGCGGCCCACCCGACCUUCGGCAAGCCGCCCUACACCCAGCCUCCCAUGACGCCGACCUUCGGGGGACCCAAGGUGCCCACAAUUCCAGUGGAAGCUCCAACGUCCAAACCUAAUGCUGUAAAGGUGUACUGUGGAGAAAGUUCUGUACAGAUGGAAGUGGAUAUGGACCUGCUUGGCAUUGGUCAACUGAUCCAGCCAUCUGACAUCACCCUGGGAGGCUGUGGCCCUGUUGAGCAGAAGGGAUCCAUGCCAGUACUUCUGUUUGAGACUGAGCUUCAUGGCUGUGGCAGUAUACUUUUGAUGACCGAGGACUCCCUGAUCUACUCCUUUGCCCUCAACUAUCAGCCAAGAGCAAUUGGUUCUACUCCCAUCAUCAGGACAUCAAGUGCUGUGGUGGGCAUCCAGUGCCACUACCUGAGGCUACACAAUGUGAGCAGUAAUGCCCUGAAACCAACCUGGAUCCCCUACCACUCCAUCCUGUCUGCUGAGCAACUCCUUGUAUUCUCCCUGAGGAUCAUGGAUGAUAACUGGCGGCUGGAGAGGGCAUCCAAUGUCUUCUUCCUGGGAGACCUCAUCAACAUUGAGGCCGCUGUGGUCCUGGCAAACCACGUGCCCCUCUGUGUGUUUGUAGAUACUUGUGUAGCUACUUUGGUCCCUGAUAUGAAUGCAGUCCCCCGCUAUGCUUUCAUUGAGAACAAAGGGUGUCUAAUUGAUUCCAAGAUGACCAACUCCCGCUCCCGGUUCCUGCCAAGGGUACAGGAUGAUAAGUUGCAAUUCCAGUUGGAUGCUUUCAGGUUUGCCCAGGAGACCAGGAGUGCUAUCUACAUUUUCUGCCAUCUUAAAGCCACUGUAGUCUCUCCAGAUGCAGAAGGGAGGGCCUGCUCAUUUCCUCCUAGAAUGCAACAGUGGAUUGAAGCAUCUGGUAAUGACCAGGCAUGUAGUUGCUGUGACUCCAGCUGUUCUGGGAGGAAAGGCAGGAGUGCAGAUUCAGUCAUGAAGUAUGAGAGCGAUGCAGUCCUAGGCCCCAUUGUUGUCCAGAAGGCUGAGGAUCUUGUACAGCAGCCCCAUAAGAUUACCCAAGAAGCUAAUCUUAUCCAACAUGGUGCUUCUCGGGUAGUGUUUUUGGCUGGAGUGAUGGUGGCAGUAGGACUGGUCUGCAUCAUGGUACUGCUCUGGAGACACUAUAAACCUGUUACAUUGUGACUGGGUUGGGGCUCUUCCUUUUAAAUAAAUAUGGUGGAAAAUGAA